Colletotrichum destructivum is the source of this 843-nucleotide messenger RNA. Its product is annotated as Putative glutathione S-transferase, Thioredoxin-like superfamily, glutathione transferase family. The transcript has a single exon. Lineage: Eukaryota; Fungi; Ascomycota; Sordariomycetes; Glomerellales; Glomerellaceae. Gene Ontology annotation, cellular component: cytoplasm. The record is from RefSeq and is a predicted model, not a curated record. The coding region runs from base 1 to 843 and encodes 280 amino acids.
AUGGCAAACGUCGACACGUCGAUCGGCGCUCGCACCACCGGCGCGGCAGCCCGGUUCGCGGCCGAGCACUCGGAAGAGCAUCCGCUGAAGCUCUACGGCGGCUGGUUCUGCCCAUUCGUGCAGCGGUCUUGGAUCGUCCUGCACGAGAAGCAGAUUCCGCACCAGUACGUCGAGAUCAACCCUUACAAGAAGGAUCCCGAGUUUCUGAGGAUGAACCCUCGGGGCCUGGUUCCGACACUGGCCGUCCCCGUGGACGUCAAGGGCAACGAGCAGAGGCCACUCUACGACAGCACAGUGGUGUCCGAGUACCUCAACGAGGCCUACUCGGGUAACAACUACGGUCCGCAUCUUCUCCCGGAGGCGCCGUAUGACCGCGCCAGAUGUAGGCUGUGGAUAGACCACAUCAACUCGCGCAUCGUGCCGGGGUUCUACAAGUUCAUCCAGCACACGCCAGAGAAGGAAUACAGCAUAGAACAGGCGCGAGACGAAUUCCUGGAAAAUAUCAAAACGUUCACCAAGGAGAUGGACCCCGAGGGGCCUUGGUUUCUCGGCAAAACAUUCAGUCUCGUCGACGUCAUGCUUGCCCCAUGGGCGAUGCGCUUGUUCCUAUUCGACCAUUACAAGCCGGGUGGCCUCGGAAUUCCAACUGAAAGUGAAAAUGAGGACGACGAAAAGACCUGGAAGAGAUGGAGGCAGUGGUAUGAUGCCAUUCAAGAGAGACAGAGUGUGAAGAGUACGCUCAGCGACAAGGAUGCCUACAUCGAGGUAUACAAGCGAUACGCCGAAGACAAGACGAACUCGAUGGUCGGGCAGGCAACGAGAAGUGGAAAGAACUUGCCCUAG